CUCCCAAGCUUCACGCCUUGACUCACUCGCUUUUUCACCCACCACGCCCCAAUAUUGCACUUCUCUCUCAACCUCCCGCCCCCACCCACCAUUGUACCUCCCAGUAUCCCCCUCACUGAGCACAAGUGUCUCUGCAUUCAACAGUCUCGCCAAAAGCCGCCCCAAUCAUGUGCCCAACUCCCGAUGACGAGCCUCAGGGCGUCAACGGGGUGAAUGGACACGCCAACGGCACCGCGGCCACCAAUGGCACCACCAAUGGCACGAAUGGCAACCACGACGGCUACAAAGCAAUCCACACCGACGCCCCGCCCCGCUUCCAACCCAGCAACCCCUACGCCCCCGUCCAAGACUUCCUCAGCAACGUGUCCAAGUUCAAGAUCAUCGAAUCCACCCUCCGCGAGGGCGAGCAGUUCGCCAACGCCUUCUUCGACACCGAGACCAAGAUCAAGAUCGCCAAGGCGCUCGAUGAAUUCGGCGUCGACUACAUCGAACUCACCUCGCCCGCCGCCAGCGAGCAGAGCCGGCUGGACUGCGAGGCAAUCUGCAGGCUCGGACUCAAGGCCAAGAUCCUGACGCACGUGCGUUGCAAUAUGAGCGAUGCCAAGUUGGCCGUGAGCACCGGCGUAGACGGGGUGGACGUGGUCAUUGGCACGAGCAGCCAUUUGAUGGAGCACAGCCACGGCAAGGACAUGACCUACAUCAAGAACACCGCGCUCGAGGUCAUCGAAUACGUCAAGGCGGCGGGCAAGGAGAUUCGAUUCAGCUCCGAGGAUUCCUUCCGGAGUAACCUGGUCGACCUGCUUUCCAUCUACAGCGCCGUCGACAAGAUUGGCGUGCACCGUGUGGGCAUUGCGGACACUGUCGGCUGCGCCACGCCACGACAAGUCUAUGACCUCGUGCGAACUCUGCGAGGCGUCGUGAGCUGCGACAUCGAGACGCAUUUCCACAACGACACCGGCUGUGCCAUCGCCAACGCCUACUGCGCCCUGGAAGCGGGUGCCACACACAUCGACACCUCGGUCAUUGGCAUCGGCGAGAGGAAUGGCAUCACGCCUCUCGGUGGGCUCAUGGCCCGCAUGAUUGUCGCCGAUCGAGACUACGUCAAGGGCAAGUACCGACUGGAGAAGCUGAAGGAGAUCGAGGACUUGGUUGCGGAGGCGGUGGAGAUCAACGUGCCGUUCAACAACCCCAUCACCGGCUUCUGCGCCUUCACUCACAAGGCCGGCAUCCACGCCAAGGCCAUCCUGAACAAUCCGUCGACGUACGAGAUCAUCACGCCCUCGGACUUUGGCAUGAGCCGCUACGUGCACUUCGCCUCGCGCCUCACCGGGUGGAACGCAAUCAAGUCUCGCGCGGAACAGCUCGGCCUGGGCAUGACGGACACGCAGAUCAAGGCGGUGACCAUCAAGAUCAAGGCACUUGCGGACAUUCGACCGCUUGCCAUCGACGACGCGGACAGUAUCAUUCGGAACUUCCACUUCAACUUGAGCGCGGAGAAGGAGCGGCCGCUGCUGGAGUUGACGCAGGAGGAGAAGAAGAUGUUUGUGAAGAAGGAGCAGGAGCUGCAUGAGGAGCCGCAGAAGCGGACGAUUGAUGCUGUUGCAGACGAGCAGGCGGAGGUACCGGCGGCUAAGAAGACUCGGACGGCAACCGUGGCAUGAUCUGGCAAGACAUGAUGGCAUGGAUGGGCGUUGGGGGAGCUUGAUUUUAAAAAGUAACGGGAACAGUGCGAUGAUGCAGACGUGACUGACCGCGAGGCAUCGAGAGAGAUUACAGCAAUCAGCAUAACCAGAAGGUUAACUCUACGGAAUAUUGGCUCAUCUUUGGUCACGUGUUCGGCGAGGUAACCUUCCCAGUGCACUAGUCUGUGUCGAAGCGAACGCGUGCAGAGGCUGUCAAGCUGUGUGUUAGAUUGGAGGAUCGACGUGGCGUGCAGCGCGUGUUGCGAGGGAGUUCGUUAUCGCUGCGCCUUAUCGGCGCGCUAGCGGCGGGCGGGAGCCAGUAGUAAG
Molecule: messenger RNA, 2009 nt
Organism: Neohortaea acidophila
Lineage: Eukaryota; Fungi; Ascomycota; Dothideomycetes; Mycosphaerellales; Teratosphaeriaceae
Exons: 4
Coding region: 168-1661 (497 amino acids)
Cellular component (GO): mitochondrion
Molecular function (GO): homocitrate synthase activity
Source: RefSeq, a predicted model, not a curated record